This is a messenger RNA of Sorghum bicolor (sorghum), 1353 nucleotides long. RefSeq names its product GDSL esterase/lipase At5g37690. The transcript is spliced from 3 exons. NCBI's taxonomy places the organism in Eukaryota, Viridiplantae, Streptophyta, Magnoliopsida, Poales, Poaceae. The record is from RefSeq and is a predicted model, not a curated record. The coding region runs from base 22 to 1167 and encodes 381 amino acids. Gene Ontology annotation, molecular function: hydrolase activity, acting on ester bonds.
GCAGCAAGCAGCUAGGCAACGAUGAGGAUAGGGGUUCUUCUGCUGCCGUGCCUUGGGAUAUGUAUGCAGGUGGCGCUCAUCGGCGGCACCACCGUCGCCAGCGGCGGCGGCGGCGUUCGGGCACCGGCGAUGUUCGUGUUCGGGUCGUCGAUACUGGACGUCGGCAACAACAACUACCUCCAGGGGGCAACCGUCGGCAGGGCCAACAGCCCCUACAACGGCGUCGACUUCCCGGGCUCCGUCCCCACCGGAAGGUUCAGCAACGGCUACAACAUCGCCGACUACGUCGCAAAGAACAUGGGAUUCGCGUGUAGCCCUCCUCCUUAUCUGUCGAUGGUGCAGAGCUCAUCCGGCCCUCUGGUCCAGACCGCUCUCACCAGUGGUAUCAACUAUGCUUCUGGAGGAGCUGGGAUCCUUGACUCCACCAACGCCGGAAGCACCAUCCCGUUGUCGAAGGAGGUGAAGUACUUCGGCGCCACCAAGGCCAAGAUGGUCGCCGCAGUGGGACCCAACACGGCGAACCCAGCAAUCUCUCAGUCCAUCUUCCUCAUCGGCAUGGGCAACAACGACCUCUACGUCUUCGCGGCAUCGGAGCGGGCGCGGAACAGGUCCGCCGCCGACGACGAGCGGAGCGACGCCGCCGCCGCCGCGCUCUACGCCGGCCUCAUCUCCAACUACUCCGCCGCCGUGACGGAGCUCUACACGCUGGGCGCCCGGAAGUUCGCCGUCAUCAACGUCUGGCCGCUCGGAUGCGUGCCGGGGCAGCGCGUGCUGAGCCCGACGGGCGCGUGCUCGGACACCCUCAACGAGGUCGCCGCCGGCUUCAACGCGGCGCUGGGUUCCCUGCUCGUCGACCUCGCCGCGAGGCUGCCGGGCCUCGUCUACUCCCUCGGCGACGCCUUCGGAUUCACGGAGGACGUGUUGGCGGACCCGGCGGCGUCAGGGUACACCGACGUCGCGGGCACGUGCUGCGGCGGCGGGCGGCUGGGCGCCGAGGCGUGGUGCUCGCGCAACUCCACGCUCUGCGUCAACCGUGACCAGCAUGUCUUCUGGGACCGCGUCCAUCCGUCCCAGCGGACGGCGUUUCUCAUCGCCAGAGCGCUCUAUGAUGGACCGUCCAAGUACACCACUCCUAUCAACUUCAUGCAACUCGCCAAGUCAAAUUAAUUAGUGAUACUGCUGAUACGUACUGUCAAGGACCCUAGAACAAAUUUGACAGUGCAUCUCUUUUGUAAAAGCAUGUUGUCGCCUACUAACGGGAACGAAAUUAGUCAUUCGCAAAAAGGAAGGACGAUAAUUAGUCAUUGUUUAGAUGCUUUUAAAAUUCUAAAAGUUUUACAAGAUUAUUCAUCA